ACAAGGAAGCAGUAAGCUGUGCCAGGCCGGCGCAGCGGUUCAUAGUGGAGUUAACCGUUGGUGAGGGAGUCCUACUGCGAGCGCCAGGUCUCCGAAGUAGCAAGGCACUUUCAGUUUUGGCCACUACUGCUCUGCUGGUUCUACUCGCUGAAGUUUGAAGUCGGGUCAUCUACGGGCGCGGGCCUUGCCAAUCCAGUGCAAUGGAGAGCGGCGGGAACGCGUCCGGGUCCGUGCGUGGAGCCGGUCGAGAAAAGAAGAAAGGCAAGAAUGCUGACGAGCCUUCGGUGACUGCGGCAGCAGGAGAGCCAGGUGGAAGCGGCGGCGGCGGCGGGAAACCGCGGAAAUUCAACUUGAAGCGUGUAAUGGCAGAUGAGCUUGAGAGAUUCACCAGUAUGAGGAUAAAGAAGGAGAAAGAAAAACCCAAUACAACAUAUAGGAAUUCAUCUACUUCAUGCUCAGAUAUUUCAGGGUCAGGUCAGACGUUGCAGGAUAUCUCUGAUGAAGAUGUGCUGGUUCUCUUUGAGCAGAUGCUGGUGGAUAUGAAUCUAAAUGAAGAAAAGCAGCAGCCUCUAAGGGAGAAAGACAUUAGCAUCAAGAGAGAAAUGGUGUCUCAGUACCUGCAUACUUCCAAAGCUGGCAUGAGUCAAAAGGAGAGCUCGAAAUCUCCUAUUAUGUAUAUUCAGGAACUAAAAUCUGGUGUUAAAGAUGCACAGCUCCUUGGAUGUUUGGAGUCUCUACGUGUGUCACUCAAUAACAAUCCUGUCAGCUGGGUGCAAAAUUUUGGAGCUGAAGGUCUGAAUUGCUUGCUGGACAUAUUGAAAGGACUUCAUGAUGAAAAGGACGAGUUUUCUGGGUCAUAUGACUUCAGGAUUGAACAUGAAAUUGUUAGAUGCUUAAAAGCUUUUAUGAACAACAAAUAUGGAAUUAAGACAAUGCUUGAAACAGAUGAUGGGAUUCUACUUUUGGCAAAAGCAGUGGAUCCUAAAGUCCCUACAAUGAUGAUUGACGCUAUCAAGCUACUCUCUGCUCUCUGCAUUUUGCCUCAGCCUGUGGAUAUGCACGAGCAAGUUUUGGGAGCAUUAACUGAACGUGCAGAAAUGGAUGAAGUAGAACGAUUUAAGCCCAUUGUGGAUGGCCUGAAAAGUGGAACUUCGGUAGCAUUAAAGGUAGCUUGUCUACAGUUAAUCAAUGCUCUAAUCAUCCCAUCAGAUGAGCUUGAUUUCAGAGUACACAUCCGCAGUGAAUUAAUGCGCUCUGGACUGCAGCAUAUUCUCAAGGAACUACAUGCUCAAGACAAUGAGGAGCUGAAACUACAGCUGCAGGUAUUUGAAGAAUAUGGUGAAGAAGAUUCUGCAGAACUCAGAGGCCGCUUGGAAGACAUUCGAAUAGAAAUGGAUGAUUUCAACGAAAUCUUUCAGAUUCUCAUAAAUACAGUAAAGGAUUCUAAGGCAGAACAACAUUUCCUCUCAAUUUUGCAGCACUUUCUGCUAAUCCGCAAUGAUUAUGAGGCCAGGCCUCAAUAUUUUAAACUAAUUGAUGAGUGCAUUUCACAGAUAGUUCUGUUCAGGAAUGGCGCUGACCCAGACUUUAAGCGCAAACACUUUGACUUCAAUGUUGAGGCCUUAAUAGAUAACUUGAUUGAUCAAACUAAGGUGGCAAAAAGUGAAGCUAAAACCCUGGAAUUGGAGAAGAAGCUGGAAUCUGAGUUAACUGCACGUCAUGAAUUACAAGUUGAAAUGAAGAAGAAAGAAAGUGAUUUUGAGGAAAAAAUUCAAAAUUUACUUCAGGAGAAAGAAACAGUGGCAGCUGAGAAACAGCGUAUUACCUCAGAGAAGCAAAACUUACAAAUUAAUAGCUCUUUGUUGAGUGAUGAGAUUGCUCUACUAACCAAAGAACUUGAAGAUCUUAAGAAGAAAAUGGAGCAUGUCAUUUCAUCUACGGCUUUCCCAUCACAGCUACCAUUACCUACUGGGACAGAAAGUCACCAAACCACUUCAUCCCUUUAUUCACAAACUGUUUCCCCUCCUCCUGCUCUACCUGGGAUGCCAGGGCCUCCCUCUCCUCCUCCUCCUCCUCCUCCUCCUCCCCCCCUCCUGCCUGGGAUGUCAGGGCCACCUCUUCCUUCCCCUGUGCCUGGGAUGCCACCUCCCCCACCCCCUCCCCUACCUCCUCUACCUGGAAUGCCUGGGUUGCCCCCUCCGCCACCACCUCUGCCUGGUAUGCCAGGGUUGCCCCCUCCCCCACCACCUCUGCCUGGAGUGCCAGGGUUGCCCCCUCCACCACCACCUCUGCCUGGUAUGCCAGGGUUGCCCCCUCCACCACCACCUCUGCCUGGUAUGCCAGGGUUGCCGCCUCCACCACCACCUCUGCCUGGGAUGUCAGGGCCACCCCUUCCACUUCAAUUUGGGAUACCAAUGCCGCCACCUCCUCCCACUCUAUCUGGUUUUGGAAUGAUGGCAAGCCCAACUCUUCCAUUUGGAUUGCCUCCCAAGAAGGUUUACAAACCAGAAGUUCAACUUAGGAGAACUAACUGGUCCAAGAUUACAGUACAGGAAUUAUCUGAAGACUGUUUCUGGGUGAAAGCUAAGGAGGAUCGUUAUGAGAACGAUGAUCUUUUUGCCAAGCUAACACUUUGUUUCUCAACUGCACAGACCAAAUCAAAAAAGCAACCUGAGAGUGGAGAGGAAAAGAACCAAGCUAAGAAGAAAGUCAAGGAGCUGAGAGUGCUAGAUUCAAAAAAUGCUCAGAAUCUUUCAAUUUUUUUGGGCUCCUUUCGCUUGCCUUAUGAGGAAAUCAAGAAUGCCAUCUUGGAAGUAAAUGAAGCUGUGUUGACUGAAUCCAUGGUACAGAAUCUGAUUAAGUUAAUGCCUGAAGCAGACAAAUUGAAGAUGAUUGCAGGACUGAAAGAAGAAUAUAAUGAACUAGCUGAGUCUGAGCAAUUUGGAAUUGUGAUUAGUUCGGUUUCCCAUCUGCUAUCAAGACUCAAUGCUAUACUCUUCAAGCUACAGUUUAAUGAACAGGUAGAAAACCUAAAGCCAGAUAUUGUUGCUGUUACAGCAGCCUGUGAGGAACUUCGCAAUAGUGAGAACUUUGGUAGUCUUCUCUCCAUUAUCCUCCUUGUGGGCAACUACAUGAAUUCUGGCUCCAUGAAUGCUGGUGCCUUUGGAUUCAACAUUAGUUUCAUUUGCAAGCUUCGUGACACAAAGUCAACUGAUCAGAAGAUGACCUUACUUCAUUUCUUGGCAGAAACAUGUGAACUGCAAUAUCCAGAUAUCCUGAAUUUUCCUGAUGAACUCAUCCAUGUGGAGAAAGCUUGUCAAGUUUCUGCUGAAAUUUUGCGGAAAAAUCUGGACCAGAUGAACAAACAGAUUUCGGAUCUACAGCAUGAUGUUAACAAUUUUCCCAGUAGAACAGAAGAGAAGGACAAAUUUGUGGAGAAAAUGACCAGCUUUGUUAAGGAAGCCCAAGAACAGUAUGAGAAGCUACGAAUGAUGCAUGCAAAUAUGGAAAACCUUUAUAGGGAAUUAGGACAAUACUUCCUCUUUGAUACCAAUAAGAUAUCUGUUGAGGAGUUCUUCACAAAUCUGCGCAAUUUCAAAAAUAUGUUUGUGCAAGCUGUGAAGGAGAAUCAGAAAAAGCGUGAGAUGGAGGAGAAGAUGCGCAGAGCUAAACUAGCAAAAGAAAAAGCAGAGAAAGAACGUCAAGAAAAGCAAAAGAAGAGAGAACAACUGAUUGAUAUGAAUUCAGAAGGAGAUGAAACAGGAGUUAUGGACAGCCUACUAGAAGCCUUACAGUCAGGUGCAGCCUUCCGUAGAAAAAGAGGACGAUGUCAAGGUAUGGUUUUGCUCAAAUGUCUUCAAAGCAAGUAUGAAAUAAUCGUUUUUCUUAGCACCAUUGUGAACCAACUCUAG
Notechis scutatus (mainland tiger snake) is the source of this 3911-nucleotide messenger RNA. NCBI's taxonomy places the organism in Eukaryota, Metazoa, Chordata, Lepidosauria, Squamata, Elapidae. The record is from RefSeq and is a predicted model, not a curated record.